UUUAUUUAUUUGAAAGAGUUAAACAGAGAGAGGAGGAGAUGCAGAGAGAGAGAGAGAGAGAGAGAGAGGUCUCCCAGAUGGCUGCAACGGCUGGAGCUGCGCUGAUCUGAAGCCAGGAGCCUCCUUGGGGUCUCCCAUGAAUGCAGGGGCCCAAAGACCUGAGCCAUCUUCUGCUUUCCCAGGCCUUAGCAGAGAGCUGGAUCGGAAGUAAAGCAACCAGGACUCGAAUCGGCGCCCGUAUAGGAUGCCGGCACUGCAGGAGGUGGCGUUACUGAUUAUGUCCCCACUAUCAUUUUUUAAUAGUUGCAUUGUGUCAUGUUUUGUGAAUUGUAAUCAAAGAAGUCUCUUGGGGAUAUUUAGGUUGUUCCCAACUUUUCUAUUAUAAACAAUAACAGAAAGCUUUUUUUAUACAGGUGUUCCUAUACUUUUCUUAUGGUUUCUUUUUGAUGAAUUCCUGUGUGUGUUAGCUUUGCUCUAACUGAAAUACCUGAGAGGACCUACUUAGGAAGGAUGGUGACAGUUUUGGAGGUUCACAGUUCAGGAUCAGCUGGCACCCUGGGUCUGGUGUCUGAUGAGGACAAUGGGUGGCAGAAUGAGGGUCACUUGGUGAGCCAGGAAGCAGAGAGAGAGAGCUAGGCUGAACUCAGCGUAACUAACCAACCAUCUCCCCAAGGGCACACCCCCCAGUGAGCUAAAGACCUCUACCUGGCCCACCUUCUAGACAUAAUGGUCGUAUCAAGUCUCUACCUGUCAUCCAUCAACCAUUAACAUUGGUUAGCAAUAAUCCAUUGGCCAGUAACAAUAGGGCUUUGGGGUUUAGACCCCUGAUUGAAUUAGGUAGUCAAAUUCUGUUCAAACUGUGACAAAGAGGAAUUAGGUAUUUGGAGGUUAAGUACAUUUUCAUACUUGCCAUGCUGUAUGUGUGUUUUUCUAUACCCUUAAGAACUUCAUUUGCUUUAAAAACUUGUAUACGGAUAUGCUGUGUAACAAAUAUUUUCUAAUAGUUUUUUUUUUUUUUAAUUGUUUAAAAGGCAGAAGAAUAUGAUGGGGGAGAGACAGAAAGAGAUCUUCCAUCUUCUGGUUCACUCUCCAAAAUGAGUGGUCCAAGCUGAAGUCAGAAGUCUGGAGCUCCAUCUGGGUCUCCCAGUUGGGUGACAGAUGCCCAGGUGCCUAGGCGGUCAUUGCUGCCUUCCCAGACGUGAUGCAUCUGUGGCCUUGGACAUGAAGCAGUCCACCGUGUGUUGCUGUUGCCACAGGGCCAGGGACUGACGAGGGAAGCAUGGCCCUCAUGAAUGGGCAGGCAAGCAGCGUCAGCCUUGCAGCCACGGCUUCCGAGAAAAGUAGCAGCUCUGAGUCAUUGAGUGACAAAGGUUCCGAACUGAAGAAAAGCUUUGAUGCUGUGGUAUUUGAUGUUCUUAAGGUCACACCAGAAGAAUAUGCGGGUCAGAUAACACUAAUGGAUGUUCCAGUAUUUAAAGCUAUUCAACCAGAUGAGCUUUCAAGUUGUGGAUGGAAUAAAAAAGAAAAAUACAGUUCUGCACCAAAUGCUGUUGCUUUCACAAGAAGAUUUAAUCAUGUAAGCUUUUGGGUUGUUAGAGAGAUUCUUCAUGCUCAGACAUUAAAGAUUAGAGCAGAAGUUUUGAGUCACUAUAUUAAAACUGCAAAGAAACUGUAUGAGCUGAAUAACCUUCACGCACUUAUGGCAGUGGUUUCUGGCUUACAGAGCGCCCCAAUUUUCAGGUUGACUAAGACAUGGGCGUUACUAAGUCGAAAAGACAAAACUACCUUUGAGAAAUUAGAGUAUGUAAUGAGUAAAGAGGAUAACUACAAAAGACUCCGAGACUAUAUAAGUAGCCUAAAGAUGACGCCUUGCAUCCCCUACUUAGGCAUCUAUCUGUCAGAUUUAACAUACAUUGAUUCAGCAUACCCAUCAACUGGCAGCAUUCUAGAAAAUGAGCAAAGAUCAAAUUUAAUGAAUAACAUUCUUCGGAUAAUUUCUGAUUUACAGCAGUCCUGUGAAUAUGAUAUUCCCUUGUUGCCUCAUGUUCAAAAAUAUCUGAACUCUGUUCAGUAUAUAGAAGAACUGCAAAAGUUUGUGGAAGAUGAUAAUUACAAGCUUUCAUUAAAGAUAGAACCAGGGACAAGCACACCACGUUCUGCUGCCUCCAGGGAAGAUUUAGUAGGUCCCGAAGUGGGGGCAUCGCCACAGAGUGGGAGGAAGAGUGUGGCCGCUGAAGGAGCCUUGCUACCACAGACACCCCCAUCCCCACGGAAUCUGAUUCCACAUGGACAUAGGAAGUGCCAUAGCUUGGGUUAUAAUUUCAUUCAUAAAAUGAACACAGCAGAGUUUAAGAGUGCAACAUUCCCAAAUGCAGGGCCAAGACAUCUGUUAGACGAUAGCGUCAUGGAACCCCAUGCACCGUCUCGAGGCCAAGCUGAAAGUUCUACUCUUUCUAGUGGAAUAUCAAUAGGUAGCAGUGAUGGUUCUGAACUAAGUGAAGAGACCUCAUGGCCUGCUUUUGAAAGGAACAGAUUAUACCAUUCUCUCGGCCCGGUGACAAGAGUGGCACGAAAUGGCUAUCGAAGCCACGUGAAGGCCAGCAGUUCUGCAGAAUCAGAAGAUUUGGCAGUGCAUUUGUAUCCAGGAGCGGUUACUAUUCAAGGUGUUCUCAGGAGAAAAACUUUGUUAAAAGAAGGCAAAAAACCUGCAGUAGCAGCUUGGACAAAAUACUGGGCAGCUUUGUGUGGGACACAACUUUUUUACUAUGCUGCCAAAUCUCUAAAGGCUACAGAAAGAAAACAUUUCAAGUCAACGUCAAAUAAGAAUGUGUCUGUGGUCGGCUGGAUGGUGAUGAUGGCUGACGACCCGGAGCACCCGGACCUCUUCUUGCUCACGGACUCUGAGAAAGGAAAUUCAUACAAGUUUCAAGCUGGCAAUAGGAUGAAUGCGAUGCUGUGGUUUAAGCAUCUGAGUGCAGCCUGCCAAAGUAACAAACAACAGGUUCCUACAAACUUGAUGACUUUUGAGUAGAAGCUGAGAAAGAAGAGAGGUGCCCUGUGCUCCUCCGUGAGAGCCGGGACCUGAUGAGUGAGCGCCAGCUGUAUACCAUCCUGUGCCAGGGAGAGCUCGGGGGCUCAGCCCAGCCUGUGGAGUUCUGAACCAAAAAAGCACUAAUUUCAGGGAAUGAAGUGAGAUAUUCCCAGAAAACAAACUGGAGUCACAGAACAAACUGCCAUGAACCAUGCUUCUUAUCUGAACUGACCUGUGGAAACCACUGCCUUAAAGAAUGAAAGGAAAACCAACAUGCAACACCAAAUAGUGUGUGUGGAUCUCUGGCGGUGCUGUGCUUGAGUAGAUCGUAGCGAAUUUGCAUUUAUUUUAACUUUGUACUAAUUUUGGAGGGGGGGGAUCACCUUUUUUUAGAUACACUUAAAACGGAAACCUAUUUCUUAUGGAUCACAUCAGGAGCUGGUUUUGAACUGUGGUGAAGAGAGAAUUCAGUAGGGGUGGUGACACCAGCAGCCCGCCUCUGGCGAUUGGCAGCCUCACCUGUUCUCUCCCAAGAGAACAUAGGAGUUAGACACGCUCAUAAUGUGAGUCGUUGGGGUUGGGGCGGGGGUGGGGAGGAGGGGAGUUUAUUUUGUUGAACACUAAACUUCCAGAAUUCAGUACUGUAUAGGGAACAUUGCUUCUUGCCGAAGUGCAAAGGCUGAGCUGUUCACAUGCCAGGGGGUUUAAAAGUAGGCCGUUCCUAACUGGGGCUAAAGUGAGCCAGCCCAUCGCUGGAGCGCAGAACAUGGGGAAGGACUGUAACCCCAACCUCAGACUCUUUAUUUCAAGUUAACUGUGUUAGCCCUUCUCCCUUUCACAAGUUGCUUUUGGUGUUAAGGCUACAUAUUGACAUUUUGUCAGGGUAUUUUCUUUUACAGUGUUUCAUGUGCAUAAUGCCAGAGUUAUUUUUUUAUUACUCAUCUGUGUUUUGGUUCAGUAUGAGAUUCAAGAUCAUAUUUGUUUAAAAGAUUCCACAUACAUACGUAAUGUGUGUAUUUUAUCAUAAGACAUAGAAAUAAUUUUAAGAGGAAUAAAAGUUGAGAUCCUGGGAAUUUUAAGUAUUAGAAUUUUCCUCUUUAUAUGGCUUACCAUAAACACACCAAAUUUUUAGGAAACCCUACCAUAAUAGGUCCCUGGCGUGAAACCACAUUUUGUCAGUCAUUUGCCUAGUUGUUUUGUGAGGGCUCUUCAUGCGGAAAUGUAUUUCUAAGUUAAAUGUUGGGUUACCAAAUCAAAAGGCGUGAAGGUGAGAUACCUUCGAAUUUUGACAAAAGAUGGCGCUUGAACCAAGACAAUGUGUUGAACGUUAUAAACUCUGGGCACAUUAUAAAUUUUAGCUGUGACCAGAGUCAGAAAUACUUUUUGACUGGUAACUGCUAAUAGACUUCUUUUACUUUGGACCUCACAUAAAAUUUCCCAUAUUUGUAUUCUUAGAGAAUUUCAUGCUGUUUUUGAUCAUAAGUAUUUUGCCCUUGAGUCCAUGAAACUCAAAUAGAAAAUAUUGUCUAUACAAUACUUAGCUGAAAAAAAUUCAAAGGAAAGUAGAAGAGCUUUUUCUUAGUAUUAAGUUUUUAAAUUUAGUUUUCUACUUGGAAAAGAGAGGUUAAGAAUUCAAAUUUGUUUCUCAUACAAUAGUUAGAAAUACCAUUACUUCUGGGUUUUGGUGAUAUAGGCUGGAAAGGGCAAAAUGUUCCUUGUGCAGAAUGGUUUUUCAGUUAAUGUUCUGAGCUUAACCCAUGUUGGGUCCAUAGAAAGGUACCAUCUGCAUAGCCAGCAGUAUUACUCUGUGUAGACUUGCACAUUUUUACUUUUGUUUUGCAUUUUAAAAAAAAUUCUUUGAUUUGUUUAUUUCUGUUUGGAAAUAGCAUUUUAACAGUAUAUGUACUUUUUAAAAAAAAAAAAAAAAACAUUGUGAAUGAGACCCUGUGGAUUUUUUUGUUUGUCGUAAAUAAGCUAAAGUAGGUAUGUUUUAGGUGUAGUGUAUCUGCAGAGGUAUGCCACUGGAAGUAGAGCGUGACAUCUCACAGUUUUGCCAAAGAGAGAAAGCUCAGAUGGAAGAUGUGUUUGAUGUUUUCAGCUCUAACCAUUCAUGGCUACUUGACUAGAGUAACAGUAGUGUUCACGUGUGGUGAGCAGUCUCCAGGCAGAGCUGUGGCCUGUGACUCACUGAAGCUCUUAGCAGUGCCGUAGAAGUCAUCAUUGCUUUUUCUCCAUUCAAAAGAUUGGUUAGUGCUUUUUAAGAUUGUUUUAUCCUUUAGGCAAAUAGAAACCACUAAGAGAAAUGACCUAAAAUAGUAUGGGUGAGUUUUUGAUCUGUAAUUCAGUAAAUUAUAUCUGACAAUAAUUCAAGCAAAAAAGAAUAUUUAGUUUACUCAUCAGAAGAUGAAUCUUCUUAUUAAACCUACUACCCUUAAUUGUAAAUUCAUGACUCAAAAGCUCAAAAUUACUGUCAACAUCAAACUCGUGUUUCUUCCCAAACCAAGAAAUUUAAUUGUAGAUUAAACUUAAGCUGAUUUGUGAUAAGCAUAUAACAGUUGGCAUGCUAUAUGGCCUGUGUAGUAAUAUAUAAAAUUAGCCAACAAACAAUUUGAGGCGAAUCUCCUUUAACAGUGUUUUUGAACGUGGAGGCUUGGUUUUCAUGUGGAAGUAACAUAUCGGUUCCUUAAACCUAGCUCCACCACCACCCGUAGAAUGCCCUUCAGAGCACCGUGUUUGGUUUCAUGCCUUCUUUGUGUUCAGGCCCUGCUUAGCUCUCAAAGAAUUAUUUUCAGCGUAACUUCUGAACUGUAUGAAUUUAAGAACUGAUCACACCUUCCUAUUCAUUUUCUUCCCUAUGUAAAUACUACUUUUUUAAACAUUGCAAAAAGGGAUCCAAAAUUUUGAGGUUUUGGUAUUUUUUUUUUCUUCCGUAGGCAUGUGCUUCGAUGGCAAUUUGUUUUUCUGUGUGGAAAAUACCAUUUAUUUAUUGUACCACCUGUAUGGACUGACUGUGUUGGUAGUGGGUCUUUCUGUUGUAUCAAGAAUCAAGAAUCAGGGUGUUUAUAGCUUCAAAGUUUUAUAAGUGGCAUUUUUUUUUCUCCUGUAAGAUUUAUAAAGGAGCCCAAGAAGCACUAAUGUGAGAGCAGGCAAAGAAGAAUGGAAAAGAUGUUGACACUGUGAGAGUGUCAGUGCCGGUUGAAACGGGCCCUGUAAAAGCAGCCUGUUGAUCUCUUAGGAUGAUUAAUUAGAAUUUCACUGGCCAAAGGAUUUGAGUAUGGCCUUUUUUUUUUCCUUUCUAAGGUUAAAUAUGUAAAGUAUAUACAUUUACUACUGGAAAAAAAACUGUUAAGGCAUUAUAUUAGUUGGAAAUAAAUAAUAUUAGCAGAUUUAACCCAUUGCUUUUUAAUGGAUAUAACCACUGUUGCUCUGCUUCUGGGUUCGGAUUUUUUUUGGUUGUUUUGUUUUUUGUUUUUUUGUUUUUGUUUUUGUUUUGUUUUGUUUUGUUUUGUUUUGUUUGAGGCACAUUCCUUUAUACCCAGCUUUUAAAUUAUCUUCUGCAAACAAGGGGAUAACAGUGUUGCUUAACGGAAGAUAAUAUUUCGUGAUAGAAACCCUCAGCCUCAGAGGUUACCAAAAUAAUUGGAUCCCUUUUUGGAAACGGAGGUGACUCAGCUGUGAGCCAGUAGCAGUGGUACUGCUGUUGUGUGAGAUGGAGAACAAGCGAGGAGGCCAUCUGACUUCUCUAGGGACUUCAGGCUCUGCUUCUAUUUUCCAUCUCUUUUGCAUUCUCUCUUUCAAACAUAGUAAAUUUAUGAUUUUACAGCCAGAGUGGUAUUCUUUUUUGUUUAAGAUGCAAAAAAAAAAAAAAAAAGUUUGAGCGCACUGAUGACGAAUUGCUUUCCACAUGAACCUUUUCAAAAUAAGUACCUUUUGGUUUUGCCCCCUUAAAAAUGGCUUGUGGCUUUGGAGAGUUACAGUGAAUAAGGAAGCUGUGGAAGCAAACUCAUGAAGCUUAUUUGAGAGCAAUUUCAUUAUGUUUGUGUCCCAAGUUGUCAGGUGGGGAAGAUUUGGUCAGUGCCUUAUCAAUUUGAAGACCAAGUAUAGGGCAUCGAGUAUUACAAGAAUCACUUGCCCUCUUGCUCCUCUUAUUUCGGGAGUGUGUGCUAUCCGUCUCCCCCAGCUUCGUGUUUUCUCACAGCGUGUGUCAGAAAGUGUGCAAAUGCCUGUAGGGGAUUGGUGCAGGCCUUCUUGACUUUGGUCUUUUUAAACAAGCUCCCUCCCUGCGUCUCCCCUUUCUUGGUAGGAGAUUCAAAAUAAACCCACGCUCAACUCAGCCCCUAACAACUCUAAAGAGCGUUCGUGCAGCUGAGGCUGUUUUUUAUUUUGUUGUGUGUGUUUUUGUUUGUUUUGAGCAUCGACCUAAUGAUAAGGCCUUUUGGAAAAUCCCUAAAUGAGUAAGAAAUGCAUACAGCCAGAAAGAUUUAUUAGGAUUUUAUUAAAGCUACAGAAGUCUUGUACGGAAGAGCCCCUUUGACCACAGUGAGGUGUUUUGCAGUUCAUUCUUCCGUUUAAGACAAUGAACAAGCAAUCAGUUAUCCUGUUCAUUGUUGUUUCUCUGAAAAUGUUAUGCUAAUGAGUGAAAACAACUCCAGUGUAUGAAGUAAAGGAAGGUAAGAGGCUAAGCUUGUGAAAGCAACAUUUGGGAAUACCUUGCUUCUCCGAGAUUACUGUUGGAAGACCUAGGUUAAGAUGCUGGUUUCACGUUUUUAAACAGGCUACUACUGUGCCUCACAGUGCUCAAGUGGACCCAGUCUGUAGAGCCAACUGAAAACGGUUAGCUGGUCCUUGAGGGCUGUUAGCAGGAUUUAAAUUUGAUUCCAGCCAUUUGGACUGCAAAGUGAUGGCAGGAGUAAAACAAUACAUAGAAUGCUUUGGGAUUGAACUUUCUUUCCUUGAUAGAAAAAGAGGACUAUAAAUAACUAGAUGUUAGAUACCAGGUAACAAUAAAUUUUCCCUGAGAAUAUCACCUCUAGGACUACUCACAAAUACAGUCCAGUAACUCUUGACUUAGUAGAUAAGAUCAAAUAGCUGACAAUAUGUCACCCACCCGUCAAGAGCGUCAAUGCCUUGCUACGGACAAAUUCAUAGUUUUAUGGCCUGAUGAAGGGUAUUUUUAUGGGAAGGGGUGGGGAACUGGUUCGCAGCAUGGUCUGAAGGAAAUCCAACUCCUGUAGGGAUAAGUACCCAAUGAGAGUAAUACACAGGGACACACAAGCCAUUUUAAUCUGUACCCAGCGAACUUGGGGCGCUCUGUGAUUGCACUAUGACCUCCUUGAGCGACGUGCAGCUUGGUUUCUCCCGCACUUUCUGUUUCUUUUUAAUAUGCAAUUGUGAGUGUGCGAUCUUCAGUGUGUUUGCAUAAGCUAACUUAAAAUGAACUUAAGUACAGUUUUCUGAAAUAUUUCUAUUGAAAUAAAUGACUUAAAAUUA
Messenger RNA from Oryctolagus cuniculus (rabbit), 8521 nucleotides. The record is from RefSeq and is a predicted model, not a curated record. Lineage: Eukaryota; Metazoa; Chordata; Mammalia; Lagomorpha; Leporidae.